CUAGAUGGCGCUAGAUGCUCGAAAAAGCGGAGCGGUCUGCCGAGAGGGAUCGACUGGAUCGAGAGGUUAAAUUGUCGAGCGAGAAAAUUGGAAAGAUGUAAUUGCCCGUUGACAGAACGCUCGUUAUUGAAUCACUCGCAAAGUGUCAUUGUCGAGCUAAAUGCGGAACGUGAUUGCUCAUUGAGCACCACAGCCGCACGAUGCCUGGGAAAAUAAAGGUGAAGAUACUGGCGGGCCGCAACCUGCCGGUGAUGGACCGCUCCGGCGACACGACAGAUGCUUACGUGGAAUUAAAGUUCGGCAAUAUAACUUACAAGACGGACGUAUGCCGAAAAUCCCUGAAUCCGCAAUGGAACUCGGAAUGGUAUAGAUUUGAAGUUGACGACGCGGAGCUGCAGGACGAGCCGUUGCAAAUCAGAUUGAUGGACCACGACACGUACUCCGCCAACGAUGCGAUAGGCAAAGUUUACGUAAAUUUGAAUCCACUGUUGUUGCCUGGUAUGUUGCCUCCGGUGAAAAACAUUUGGACCCUGGAGGCAACUAUGAAUACCAGUGCUGGUUCGCAAGGCUCAGUUAUGACCGGAUGGAUACCUGUAUUUGAUACAAUGCACGGCAUACGUGGCGAAGUUAAUAUUAUCAUUAAGGUGGAGCUGUUCUCUGAUUUUAAUAAGUUCAGACAGUCGUCCUGUGGAGUACAAUUUUUUUACUCACCUAAUAUACCGUAUGGAUAUCAUGCGCAAAUGAUACAUGGAUUUGUCGAAGAACUUGUAGUCAGUGAUGAUCCGGAAUAUAAGUGGAUCGAUAAAAUAAGAACACCUAGAGCAUCGAACGAGGCACGGCAGACUCUGUUUUUUAAAUUGAGCGGAGAAGUCCAAAGAAAGAUUGGAUUAAAAGCGUUGGAUCUUGGCGGAAAUGCUGUGAUUGGGUAUCUGCAAAACUUCGAUCUGGAAGGCGAAUCCGGUAUAGUUGCCAGGGGUAUAGGCACAGCAGUGACGCUCGUAAAAUUGCACGAUGUUCUCGGUUUUCCUUGCGACAGCGUCAAUAUCGAAGAGAUCGCAUUCGCGCUUUCCUCACGCACGAUAGCGCGAACGGAACGUUAUACCGACGACAGCGCACCGUUCAUCCCCGUUUCUAUUCCCGCUUCGUACCCCAUUCGCAAGAAUUUCUCGUUUUACACGCGGUCUUCGUCAUCUCUAACGCGCCUGGAACGCGCUACAAAGGUGUCCGCGGCUCUUGGGCAUGCCGGAGCGCGAAGGAAACGUGCCAAGCGCAUUCCGUUUUUACGAUCCAACACGUUGAGCAUGCUGAAUUUAAGGGUAACCGCAUCCAGCAGCUCGGAUCUCGCUCCGUCUCCAGAAAUUAGCCGAAGUUUAAUCGACGAAACGGUGAGAUCUAUACGUACCAUGCUAACGCCGGAGGACGCGAAGAAGGAAUCGUCGAGAGGUCUCUCCAAACAAAUCAAACACCUGCGCAGUAAAUUUCACUCGGUCGGCGAGGAGAGUCACUUUGCAGCGGAGUCCGAUCGCGAUUCUGAUACUGAUUCGGUCGCCAUGAAUCUUAAGAGGGAAAAGAAUCUCAAAGAAACCAAGACCACCGGUACGAUGAUGGCCGCGUUACUGAUCGGGUCUAUACAAAAUAUGCCUCUGGAGAAUACUGGGAAUACUGAUUCUAUUUCGAAUUUUCUCAACGACGAACAACCCAGCGAGGAGGUAAAGAGAGAAACUCCGCAUGAAAAUGCGGACAGCAACGUUCAAGACGAAGAGCAGAAACAGGACGUUGCAUCCUCGAUCGACGAAACGGAGGUGUCCUCCUUCGAUGACGAUAACUCCACGGGCGACGAAUCGUCGGAGGACACCACCAGUUACAAUAUCUUGGACGACUCGGGAUAUUCGAUCGACAGAGACUCUGACAAAGCGGAGGACUCGUCGAGUUUCCAGGAGAGAAUUCCCAUCACGCACUCCAGCGCGGAGAGCUGCACGGAUUCUACGUUGCAGAUGGAAUCGGACGUACCGACGAAUCGUUCGCCAUCGAACUCGAAUUUAGCGAGCAUGGAAGACAUCGGGACAAAUAAUGCAAUUCCCAUAAUCACCGUGGACACUCGAGAGAGCACAGACUCGGACACAACGAUCGACACGUCCGGAUUGUCGAUUAGCGAAGUGCAUCCCGGUGAAGGAUCGGGAGAUCCCACGAACGCGGACAAGGAGAGAAACGAUCCAUCGACCGAUUUACCACAUGUGACAACACAGCUCAGCCUAUCGAACGAAGAAGCUCGCGCGGUGGCGACCAUCGAAAGACGGAGACAUAUGCGCGACCUGAUCAAACUGAUCGACACGAAGAUGAUGGUGUCUACGCGCGCGACGCGUCACAGCAAGAGAAUCGUGUCGCUGAGGAGGAAGCGCUCCCAGAGGAAGACCUCCCACAAGGGCCCGAGAAAGUCGGGGAAUUCGUUUGACAAGUUUCCUUCCUGCGGCACGUCCACGAGGAGACGCGCGUCGCAUAAGCGUCGCGAGAAAGACGCUCUUCUUCGCGUUCCUCGCGUCCGCUCGAUUCCCGAGCGCCUUUCCUCAGGUCAGCAUCCGAUCCUUCAUGCCACCUCUCGAUCCUGCGACUCCUCUCUCGUCAGUUUAACCGAUCGCACGCGCGUAUCCCCGUCUCCGAAGAGCGAUCGCGGCAAACCCGACGCGGUAUCUGUCAGUAGCGUCUGUAAUCUAGGGAAAACAUCAUGUCAUAUUGAUUGCGCUAUGCCCACUAACAAUGCUAAUAUGACUUACAACUCGCGUGUGUCCCGUCCUUCUCCCGAUCUUAGGCAGCAAGACGAGGCGUCGACCAGUCCAUCCUGUCCGCUUCCAACCGUUCCCACGGUGGCCACGAAAAUGUCCCAGUCGCCGGCGACCAGAACGCUCGCCAACGUGCCGCCUCACCGAAGGUCGAGCGAUUCCGAUCUGAGCGUUACUCCUAAAGGUAACUCUCUUGGCAGUGACAGAUCGAUAGCAGGACCUCUAAGGACACCGACCGCGGUGGUCAGACCUAUGAAUCAAGACACGUUGGAGAUGUUAGAGUACCCAUUCAUCACUAUGCAACAUUAUCCACCGGGCUUUAUAUUACAUAUAGGUGGUUUGGUGAGCUCGAAGUCGGUGAAAUUACUCGAGAGGAUAAGUAACUUGGAGGAGCCGGAGGGCCGUGAUUCGUGGUGGACCGAAAUUAGAAUGGAAGUUAGAUCUCACGCGAGAGCGUUAGGUUGCAACGUUGUUAUAGGCUAUAAGGAAGAAACUAGUAUAUGUGACGAUGUGUGCGUGCUGAGUGCUUCCGGUACCGCGGCAGUCAUAAAUUUUCAUAAUUCCGGUCAAGAUCCGGACAAUGUCGUUCUGAAUAAACUUCAGCAAAGCGUGCCCGCGGAUUCGGAAAAGGGCCAGCAAAAAUCCGUAGCGAUGAAGGCGGAGAGGAUCGACAGCGACACAUCAUCUAUUGCCACUCACUCGGAACGACAAAAUGGGAAGAUGUGCAAGCAUUCUUCCGAGAGUAACGAUUACGAGGGCUCCUGCGGCCAGUCGUCUCAGUUGCGAUGUAACCUGUGCCAUCUCCCUUAUAGCGAGGGUAGCGUGCCAUUUAGAGUCAACGUGUCAAAGUGUGCCAUAUGCAAGCGUGCCAAAGUCCCAGAUGUGAUGUUCACUACCAUAGAAGUGCCCGCGAAUAUACCGACGACCGGAAGAGGUUGCUUCAUUCAAGCAACCGUGUGCAAGAGCAAGAAAGACUUGCGGGGCGAGUUGAACGCGAAAGAGAUAUCCGAUUGCUUGCCGUUCUUGGAAUAUGAACUGCACAGUUUAUUGCUGAAUAAGCUCAAGAUCAAAGGGAUGAACGCGGUCUUCGGCCUCAGGUUGCAGGUUUCUGUGGGAGAACGAUUCAUCAUCGGCAUGGCGGUGGGCACCGCGGUUUAUUUAACAGCUUUACCGCCGCCUACCAUCCCGCAAAUAGCGUCAGGCAAUUCAUGGCACGAGGGGCAAUUGGGGGAAAUGCAAAAGUCUAUCGUAGAAACGGUGAAGAGGAAUAGAGAGUUUUACCGUCUGAAACCUAUCGGAGUCAACGAAGUCGAAAAUGGACGCAUUCCGAGUACUUCCGAUACAGACGAGUCAGACGAGGAUCUGCCGGAACUCGAUCUUGGAUUGGGUACUCGCGACGCGUGUGUCUUGGAAGUGGACGACAUCGAGGAUAUGGAUCGGAUAGCAUCGUUAAUGGACAACAGACCACCCGACGAUUUCCACGUUGUUAAUACGCAGACGAUACCUGGCCUCGAGGAUUUAGAAAUCGUUAGAAAUUUACAAAUGUUCACGCAAAUCUCAAGGGCUAAAAUUCCUAUGGGGCAAUCCGCGUCGAUGCCAUCAAAAUAUUUUGCCAGAUUACUUCAGUCCUUGUAUUUCAAAUUAAGAAGGAUGGUUCCCUGCGCGCUGUGCGAUAUGCAGUUUAAAGUAGCAUUACCCGAACAAGACGAGAUACAACUAACUGUCGUUGGUAUGGCACUUGGUUUAGGAGAACCUUUGAACACGAAUAAAUAUAAAAGGAAAGUCGUGUGUCGUUCCUUGAGCAAGGAUCAAGUAAGAAAAUCAGAUGAUAGUGAUAUGAUAUUCAGCCUAGACGAGGAUCAUCUCGAGAACAGUGUUACAUCCGACAAUGCAACACGCACUUGUAUAGGAAAUCCCGCCACUUUAAGUGGUACCCCUAUACAAAAGCAAAGACCACGCUCACCUUUGCGUUUAAAAUCAUUCGCUACUCAUAGACGUAAACAUGUGCCUUUGAAAGGAAGAUACGGGGUAGAUAUAACGCCUUUAUCUUAUCUACCGGGUGGAAGGAUAGAGAGAUAUCAAGGCAACCUAAAUUUCUUUUUCAUUCGCGAAAGUACAUCGAUACGAGAGAAUGGUGGAUUGAGUGGUUUCACCCACAGUUUCGUAAUGGAAGUUUUGGCAAUUGUUCGCGCGCACAUUACGGCAUUAGGCGGUAACGCGAUGGUAGCAUUCUUUAUGACACAGUGUGUGCUUCUUCACAGCCCUCACAAAAAUCAAGGUCAAUGUCUCAUUAAUGUGGGUGGCGAUGUCGUAACAGUAUCUUAUUAUGCGGAUGAGAAGCACAGUGCUGUUUCAAAUUGCUGACCCCAACCUCCACAUUCGGCACCGCCAUGAACGACUAUUUAAUAAUGGCAAUUAAUGCUGUUAAAAAAUAUAUAUAUAUAUGUGUAUAUAUUUACCAGUAUCAAUGCCGUUAUAGAUAGGAUCGUGUAUAGCGGUUCUAUGAGACUUUCAUUGCAUUGUGCAAUACCUAAUUUCAAGUAUCUCUUCGUAGCAAUCGAUAUUGUUAUUUAUUAAUUUAUUUUACAAAGAUAAAGAUUCGAUACUUAAUUUAAAAUAUUAUUUUCUUUAUGAAUUAAUACACUAGAACGUAAUAAAACGUGACAAAGGUAUAUCAGUCUGUUGUUAUAAAUUUAAAAUAUCUUGUAUAUUUAAUAUCUACUGUGUGACUAAAUAUUUAAAUGGUUUGAUAUUUAUGAACUGUAGUGACUAAACACAAUUUUAUAUAUAUAUCUUAUAGAAGGAUAUCUAGCUCUAUGAAAUACCCCUACUAUGCGUAUAGUGAUGUUACCACCAAUUCUCCGUUGUAUAAUAAUUUCAACUUUUUAUAAAAAAUUAAUAAAUACUCAAUUAUAUACUCCGUUAUUGAUAGUACAAUCGGAAAGACAAUGGUUCUACACGUAAAAAAGUUAAACUAAUUUUAACUAUGUAGAAUCAACAGAAAUAUAUAAAUUUAUUUUUCUCUGCCGAUUGUGCUACAAAUGACAGACUAUUUAAAUAAGAUAUUAAUACAUAAAUAAAAUAUUAAUCUGUAGAAUGUACAUAUUUCUCUUUCGAAAGCUUUUCUAAAAAUAUUAAAGAAAAUAUAUAAUUAAAUUUAAUUAUUUAAAUUAUGAUGUGUAUAGAAUUAUGUCAAAGGCUGCAGGAUAUUAAACGAAGCAAUUUAUCUUUUUCGGAAAUUAAUAUUAUUUCCGAAAUAAGUUUUUGUAAUUAGGUGCCUUUAAAACUGUAAGAAUAUAUAGGAUAUAUUCUGCAUGACACAGGAUAUAGCUAAUAUACUUAGCGUAAUCGCGGUUCUCAUUUGGAUUUUUCGAAGUUUAUGAAAUUAAUAAAAAGGCAAGAUUGUUGUCUUAAAGAAUUAAAUAUGAAACAUCCUUAGAUCACCUAUGCCUUUGUUUGUGUUGAUACUUGAAAAAAGUAUUAAUAGGAAAGGUGAACGGUUUAUAAGAAAUUAUUUAGAGACGAAUAUUAUUAAGUUUGAUAGCAAACAGAGUGACCAAUGAUAAAAGGAUAACGCUUGUUCGGCGUUUUCAAUUUUUUCAAUUAUUGAUCACACUUAAUCCUGUAAGACCAUGUAUUACUAAUAAACAUUUUUCCAGUGUAAUUUACGGAAAAAUGAUAAUUAGAGAAUGAUAAUUAUGAAGAAAUUGCUUGAACGUGUAUUCAAGAUUAAGUCAUACAGAAUGAAUGUUAUUUAUUGCAAUUGUACUUGAAUAAAAAUCAUGCAUUCGUCGAAUAACAUAUAACCAAUCAUGUCGAAUUAUGAUAAAAUGUUAUAUUUUAUAAUUUAAGUAUCAAGAUAUAAAGAUUUCUAUACGCCUAACAUUGUCUAAACACGUAAUUUAUAAAUUGUGUCUUAUGUUUAUCUUAGUCACCUGAUCGACGAUAAAGAAAAAUCUACGACUUAAACUGUGAACCGAAAUGUCCAUUCGGAUGAUGAAACUCUAGGUCUCUAGUCAUAUUUGUUUCUUUGUUAUCAAUAUUAAAUUAUGUUUAAAAAAUA
Molecule: messenger RNA, 6840 nt
Organism: Temnothorax curvispinosus
Lineage: Eukaryota; Metazoa; Arthropoda; Insecta; Hymenoptera; Formicidae
Product: C2 domain-containing protein 5
Exons: 15
Coding region: 201-5141 (1646 amino acids)
Biological process (GO): protein localization to plasma membrane; positive regulation of D-glucose transmembrane transport; intracellular protein transmembrane transport
Cellular component (GO): plasma membrane
Molecular function (GO): calcium-dependent phospholipid binding; calcium ion binding
Source: RefSeq, a predicted model, not a curated record